GUCAAAAAUGGCGGAGUACGUACAGGUUUUCCGAAGGGCUGUAGGCCAAUUGAGGGGACAUGGUGGUGUCCGUGGGUUUCUCCUUCAGUUAUUUAGGGUGAAUGACGUGAAAACGGGGACACUGGUUGGUGAGGACAAGUAUGGGAACAAGUAUUACGAGGACAACCGCUACUUUUUCGGUCGGCACCGAUGGGUGAUCUACACGACACAGAUGAAUGGCAAGAACACACUGUGGGAGGUGGAUGGGAGCAUGGUCCCUGCAGAAUGGCAUCGCUGGCUGCACUGUAUGACCGAUGAUCCCCCAACCACUCACCCUCCUGAGCCGAAAAAGUUCCUAGCAGAGGUGCAUCAGUUCAACGUGAGCGGCACGUCUGACUGCUACGUGCCGUACUCCACCACCAGAAAGAAGAUCCAUGAGUGGGUGCCCCCAAAGGCUGGGCAGCAGUGACCUUUUCCAUCACCCUUCGCCAACCUUAGCACCAUCCUGUCUGUGGAUCCUGUUUGUAAAUUAUAACCGAGAUGUAUAGUGCUCAAUAAUAAAAAAAUAAAAAUAACUG
This is a messenger RNA of Chanos chanos (milkfish), 557 nucleotides long. It is a transcript of the gene ndufa12, whose product is annotated as NADH:ubiquinone oxidoreductase subunit A12. Lineage: Eukaryota; Metazoa; Chordata; Actinopteri; Gonorynchiformes; Chanidae. Gene Ontology annotation, biological process: response to oxidative stress. The record is from RefSeq and is a predicted model, not a curated record. Gene Ontology annotation, cellular component: membrane; respiratory chain complex I. The coding region runs from base 8 to 448 and encodes 146 amino acids. The transcript is spliced from 4 exons.